Aspergillus steynii IBT 23096 is the source of this 1223-nucleotide messenger RNA. Its product is annotated as nucleoside-diphosphate-sugar epimerase. The coding region runs from base 62 to 1102 and encodes 346 amino acids. The transcript has 2 exons. The record is from RefSeq and is a predicted model, not a curated record. Lineage: Eukaryota; Fungi; Ascomycota; Eurotiomycetes; Eurotiales; Aspergillaceae.
CAUCAAUCACGUCAAACGCCUUUCUCCAAACUCUAGGUAUAUCCCUGGCUUGUUAUUCACCAUGCCCAAGGUCUUCAUUACCGGAAUCACCGGCUACAUCGGCGGCGACGCAUUCUACCUGAUCGAACAGAACCACCCCGACCUAGAGAUCUCCGCCUUAGUUCGAUCUACGGAGAAAGCCAACCCGAUAGCAGAGAAAUAUCCUCAGGUCCGAAUCGUCCUCGGCGGGCUAGACGACGCAGAAAUCCUCGAGCGGGAAGCGGCCUGGGCAGACAUUGUGAUCCAUACCGCGGAUUCGUCAGACCACGCGGUCGCCGCCAAUGCCAUCGCCAAAGGCCUAGUGGAGGGCCACACUCCGCAGCGCCCGGGGUACUGGCUGCACACCGGAGGAACCGGGAUCCUGACGUAUUUCGACUCCGAAGUUCGCAAGGUCUCCGGCGAGCAUGACGACAAGGUUUUUAAUGACUGGGACGGGGUAGAUGAGUUGGUGAAUCUGCCUGCGGCUGCGUUUCACCGGAACAUCGACGAGUUAGUGUUGAAGACGGGCACGCAGCAUGCCGACUCCGUCAAGACGGCGAUCGUCUGUCCUCCUACAAUCUACGGACGCGGCCGGGGGCCGGGGUCUGGACGAGGACGACAAGUUUACGAGCUGGCAUCGUUCAUCAUGAAGGAGAAGUAUAGCCCGCAGAUCGGAAAGGGCCUGGCGCGGUGGAACAAUAUCCACGUGCAUGAUUUAAGCCGAUUGUUUGACGCGCUGCUUACUGCGGCUCUCGAAGGGUCUGGAGAGGAUGGAGAGCUUUGGGGCGCGAAAGGGUACUUCCUCUGUGAGAAUGGGGAGCAUGUUUGGGGGGACUUGUCGCGAUUCAUCGGUCAGCAGGUGUUUGAGCUCGGAUAUCUUCCUCAGGAGCCGGCUUGUAGAGACUUGUCUUUAGAUGAAGCGGUGAAGUCAUCGGCGGGCUUUGAAGCGGCCAGUUGGGGCUGGAACUCGCGGGGAUCGGCUCUGCGGGCUCGCAAGACGGUGGGCUGGCAACCGCAGGAGCGGAGUUUGCAGGACGAGGUGCCGGAGAUCAUUCGUUCGGAGGCAGCUCGUCUGGGAGUGUGAUUGAAACCGGAGGAUGUAUGGAGUAGAAGAUAGAGAUCAGUAACGGUGGUGGUUUCAAAAGCCACGCGUUGGGAUUACCCUUCCGGGCGAUCCGCGCUGACCGACUCGCUCGCCGCCUUCC